Molecule: messenger RNA, 2756 nt
Organism: Ixodes scapularis (black-legged tick)
Lineage: Eukaryota; Metazoa; Arthropoda; Arachnida; Ixodida; Ixodidae
Product: stomatin-like protein 1
Exons: 8
Coding region: 65-1333 (422 amino acids)
Cellular component (GO): plasma membrane
Source: RefSeq, a predicted model, not a curated record
CUUUUCCGGAGCGCAAUGCCCGCAUCGAUUUUCUCCGCCUGACGUCUAUGGCGGAACUGGCAGGAUGGACGAGAAAUUCGCGAAGUACAAGGACAGCUAUGACACCCCGGACUUCGUGUUCGAUUACAGCUCCGUGUUCGAUUACUCGUCUAUACACCACAUGACUACGUUGAAGAAACCGGAAAAGUAUCAGACCAUCUUCAAGUACAAUAAGCAUCAAGUCGUCAUAGACCUUUCGGAAUGUGAGCCCGAACCCUGGCAGUCCACCAUCAUCCGGACCAUCGUCACAUUCUUCUGUUACCUGUUCCUGGUUUUCACAUUUCCUGUCACAUGCUGGGUCUGCAUCAAGCGGGUGCCAUCACUGGAACGUCUGGCGGUGUUUCGCUUGGGAAAACUGCAGCCAGUGCAAGGACCAGGUGAAUGCGACGGCUGGGACGUGAAUUUCUGCUCACACGGAUUUCUUCCAGGCCUCGUGCUGGUGUUUCCGUUCAUUGACUCUUCGAUGAAAGUGGACCUCAAGCCAAAGGUCUUCCAGGUCCCCAAUCGUGAGGUCCUGACAGGCGAUGGCGCCAUAAUAGAGGUGGGCGCUGAGCUGCAGUGGCAAGUGGUGCACAGCGUGCGCUACGUGACACGGGUCAAGGAGGUGGACGCCACAGUGGGCUCUCUGUGCCAGCAAUGCCUGGCUUCCCUGCUGGGCUGCAGCGAUCAGGACGACCUCGACAGGCACAAGGACGCCAUUGAGGCCACGCUCCUGACUAAGCUGAAUGAGACUAUCCUCCCAUGGGGUCUUGAAGUGACCAAAGUUGACGUGAAGAUGGUGCGUGUUGUGAAGACGGCAGAGCCAAGCAACCCAUUGACUCCAGUGGUGGCUGCCCUCAAGACUGCCUUGGGAAUCCCCACAGAGCACUCCAAGACGCCAACAACCAUUCCUACCGGUCCCGGCGGGUUGCAUGCAGUGCCAGCCACUCCCAGCGAGCCGCAGUUUGAACAGCUGGUGCAAGUUUUGCAUCAGCUGGCUGUGUACGCCUCCCAGCAGGAAGACUUUGAGGGGGUCACGGUCACUUAUGCUGUUGAGAUCAAGGGCAGCUCCAAAGCAGCCCUCACUGUCUACCUCUGUUUUGACAAAGGUGCCGUGGAGCUGGUGCGAGGAGGCAAGGAGGCACCUCCCAAGGCGGACGUGACGCUGAGCCUGUCUGCAGAUGACCUGACGCUCAUCCUGUGCGGCAAGGAAACCCCCAUGCAGGUGUACAUGGGUGGGCGUGUCAAAGUCCAGGGAGACUGGGCUGCCCUCAGGCGCUUUAUGGGUGUCAUCGACAAGUGCACUGCGCCGUAAGCGCCUACUGAGAGCACUCUUUCUAGUCCAGAGACGUGUUUGGACAAGUCGCAUACUCGGAGAGACCAGUCAUUACCUAGAAGACGGGGCCAGUGCUUGAUGUCACCAUUAGAUGUCCUAUUAACUUUAGCUCAGCAAGAGUUUGCGCCAUGGCAGCAUUCCUCCCAUCUGGUUGUUAACGAAGAAACAGCCCCAACUGGGAGAAGAUGAGAGGCUUGUUUCACUUUUACCUCUUACAUAGUAUUAGUGGCUAGGCAUUCUUGCUGGGGCAACUCCAUAGUAGCAGCAUUUACAAUUCAACUGGUGUUACCAGAUGUUUAACAUGUUUACACUGGGACCCUGCAGGACAGAGCCCAGUACCGAGUUCAACACAGCUUACACAUCAUUGCCAGACCCCCCCCCCCCCCCCCCCCCCCCUUUCUUGUUACAUCUCACUAGCUCGGGUGGUAAGAUAUACAAAAAGUACUGGCAUUGUGUUUGGAUUAGCUGUGUUCCACACUGUGCAUGUAAUCCCAAUGAAAGGGUGCGUGGAGGCUCUGGAUUCUAAACGUUGUUGGAUCGACCAACAAAAAAAAAAAAAAAGUGUAUAUAUGCAAGUUGCGUUCUCUCAGUGUAGUCCUGCAUUUCUCUCCAGUUGACCUGUGCAGGUGCAAAGUGCUUGUGGCAAAGCAUAACAUUGCCGGUAGAAUUGUUUCGAGCCAAAUACAGUACUGACCAGGAUCACCAUAUACCCCCUUGGAAACAGAAUCUCGGACAGAUCCCUUGUAUCGGACAUUUCUUUUUCCCCAAGGAUACAUACAUACAGUUCGCUCAAUUUUAAAGUCUGUGCAAUAGUAGUAGGUUUCGUAUCAUGUUUCAUUUGUUUUUGCCUACAUGACGUAGCUCGUGUACGAGACGUGGUGUUGGAAGUCAGCUUGAAAGGUGCAAUGUCUGGAACAGGUUACGAUUACAUGAAAGGAUAAAACAGAGGACGGGAACGGAGUUUUUGAAAGAAGUUCUGUUUUUGUCCCCAUCCUCUAUGUUUUGUCCUUUCAUGUAUUUACAGUAAAACCUCAUUAUAACAAAAUGGGAUAUAGCAAACUAAUGGAUAUAACAAAGCAAUCAUCAUUCCCCUCGCUUGCUAAUAGUGGGAAGAAAUAGACAGUGGCUAUAACGAACUAAUGGUUAUAACGAAAUAAUUAACACCGCUCCUUCAACUUUGUUAUAACGAGGUUUUAUUGUAUAUAUAUCCACCAACACGCAUGUUUUCAAUUAUUACCGGAACAGGUUGAUGUGUAAUGUGUGAAUUUAUGCUAAAGUAAGUUACCGUAGAAUACCGCGCAUCCGCCGAUUCCACAUUAAGCGCCCAUUACCAAAUUUGUGAGAUCUGAGAAAAUACGCACAGUACAUUUAUAUGUAAAAUUGAUGACCGGACAAGCGCAUA